Messenger RNA from Dictyostelium purpureum, 822 nucleotides. RefSeq lists its product as uncharacterized. Bases 1 to 822 code for a protein of 273 amino acids. Lineage: Eukaryota; Evosea; Eumycetozoa; Dictyosteliales; Dictyosteliaceae. The transcript has a single exon. The record is from RefSeq and is a predicted model, not a curated record.
AUGAAUAUUUUACCUAAAAAAAAAUGGAAUGUUUAUAAUACAGAGAAUAAAGAAAGAGUCAAAAGAGAUGAAAGAGAACAUCAAGAGAAAUUAGAAAAAGAGAAACAAAGGCAUGAGGAGCUAGAAAGUGAAAAUAGAUACAGAAAGUUAAAAGAAGAUUUAAAAAAGAAAAGGAAAUUAGAAGAGGAUGGGGAGGAUCUAGAAAAUAGUGAUGAUACUGAAUCUCCUUUAGAACCACCGUUAAGCAUACCACCAUCAGAACGAUCAGUAUCAAGCCUAUUUGAAGGUAUCGAAGAUAAGAUUAUAUCAUAUUCAAAAAAUAAUAAUAGUAAUAAUAAUAAUAAUAAUAGCAACAGUAAAAAUAUAGACAUAAAUAAAAUUUCAAAUUCAAAAUUGGGUGAAGGUUCAUAUGAAUAUAAAAAAGAAAAACCAUUUUGGCAUAAUACCUCAUCUUCAUCACCAGAAAAAGACUAUAAGGACAUGAACAGAAAAGAAAAAAAGAAGUUAAAAAGCGAACAAUGGUUUAAAGAUAAAGAGGAUCCAAUUAAUUUAGUUGACAAAGCAUUGGGAAGAGAAAAUAUUAAAGGUCAAAAAUAUAGUAACAAUAAAACUCCGUCAUCCUCAUCCUCACCAUCAUCAACUAAAAAAACAAUUGAACAAUUAAGAAAGGAAAGAUUAGAAAGAGAACAAAAUGAGAGAAAAAAAGAAACAAUACUUAAAAAUUCUAUCAAUAAAAAAGAAGAUUAUAGUAACGAUGAUAGCGAAAGCAAUACUUUUUCCUAUAUUAAAUAUAGCGGAGGUAUUUUAAAACAAAAGAAAUAA